Anopheles coluzzii is the source of this 9230-nucleotide messenger RNA. It is a transcript of the gene ck, whose product is annotated as myosin-VIIa. Gene Ontology annotation, molecular function: ATP binding; protein binding; cytoskeletal motor activity. The transcript is spliced from 11 exons. The coding region runs from base 1497 to 8006 and encodes 2169 amino acids. NCBI's taxonomy places the organism in Eukaryota, Metazoa, Arthropoda, Insecta, Diptera, Culicidae. Gene Ontology annotation, cellular component: cytoskeleton; myosin complex. The record is from RefSeq and is a predicted model, not a curated record.
ACCCCGGGAUCCGAUCGCUCGCUCUUGGUGCGUUUUGGUUCGCUUUGUAAAGCGAAGGCCCACACCGGAAGUAACGUGACCGGGGAGAGUGGUUAGGGAGCUGCUGCUAAUGUGCGGCACCGUUCCGAGCGUACGUCAAGCGUGAAAAGGCACCUCACCAAUCGACACACCUUUUCCUUCCGGCGGCCGACAACCCGCAACCCGCAAGAAUCCCAGAACAUCACGCAGCAGUGCCACGGACAGGUUCAAUGGGCUGUACCCGCUCAUGCGUGUGUGUGUGUGUGUGGGUUUUCUUUUCAAUUUAGCUUGACGUUUGAAUCCGGUGGCAGCGUGUGUACAGGGGAAGGUUGCGUGAAGCGUCAACCCCGACACGGCACAGGGGGUUGUACCUUACCUGUCAGCAGGGAUGAUACACAGGUGCUUGAAGAGCCGGAGAGAAAUGAGCGAAGUUGAAAGAGAGUGAGCGAAGGUGAGGGUGCAUUAUCGCGCGAGCUGCCGGCGCCCGUUGUGCGCGUAAGGGUGUGCGUACCAGGAAAGUGCGCGCGUGAGCACCGGUGAGCAGCGGUGAGCGGAUUUGAGCGGCGAGGUUCGUCGCCUGGUCGCCUCUCCCGUACUGACGUUGCGUGAGAAGAAAGUGCAUUCGCGCGAAGGGGGUUGAAAAGCGAGCAAACCCCGCGGGGAUGAUUUCGUAGAAAGCAGUGAGAGAAUAAAACUGAUCGCUGAGAGAACUUUAGUGUUACAGAAAGAGCGAGAGAGAGAGGAUGAGUGAGCGAGCGAGUUCAGGGGCACCUGCGAGAACACGGUGUGUGCGUUGGAAGACGGUUGCCCAGUCGUUGCCCAGUUGGAGUAACACCUUUGAUGCGUACGCAGCUCUAGCAGACGCCCCCCCCUAGUGGUGCGAGUAGUGUUUUGCAGAAUUAUGAGCGUGCAUUAAGGAAAGCGUUGGGUGUGGAAAAAGAAGCGAUAAAAAAUUCCACCAUUCGCGUGUGUCCGUGUGUGUGAGUGAGUGUUUCUCGCUCGAUCAAGUCAAAGAACGUCUUAGCAUAAGUGAGUGAAAGAGUGUGUGUGUCUGUGUACGGCUGUACGGCACAUUUUAGAUGAGCGAGUUUAGCGUGCGCACGGUGAAGUUGGCUGUACGAUCGAUAAUAGCGGCAAUGGAAGCCAGGAAGUGAAGCUAAAAAUAAUACCCCCCCGAAUAGUAGCGAAUGAGAAUGAAAACGUAUCAUCUGCCACUGCGGUAAAAACAGCAACAUCGGGCAGGAAAAAGGAAGAGUUUGUGUGGCACGAAAGGUCAUUCAGUUGAAGCUGCUCUAUUGCAGUGCAUGAAAACGGCAGCAGUUUGACGAUCUUUUGCAACAUUACGCGAACGGGAGCGAGUGUCUUCGUGGGAUUAUAUUUGAAAUCACUGUGCAAAUACUCGUGAAUUGUGCAUUGCUGUGCGAAAGCUGGCAACAAUAAAUAUUGAGGAUUAAACCAGAAGUCAAUGUGGCGUCAAAAUGGUUAUCGUUACACGGGGUGAUUAUAUUUGGAUCGAGCCCGUGUCCGGACGAGAGUUCGAUGUAGCGAUCGGGGCUCGUGUAAUCUCAGCGGAGGGUCGUCGGAUUCAGGUGCGCGACGACGACGGCAACGAGCAAUGGCUGACGCCGGAGCGACGCAUCAAGGCGAUGCACGCCUCCUCGGUGCAGGGCGUCGAGGAUAUGAUAUCUCUGGGCGAUCUUCACGAGGCAGGCAUUCUGCGGAACCUGCUCAUCCGAUACAACGAAAAUCUGAUCUAUACAUAUACCGGUUCGAUUCUGGUCGCCGUCAACCCGUACCAGAUACUGCCGAUUUACACCGCCGACCAGAUCAAGCUGUACAAGGAGCGCAAAAUCGGCGAGUUGCCACCGCACAUCUUCGCGAUCGGCGACAACUCGUACGCGCACAUGCGCCGGUACGGCCAGGAUCAGUGCAUCGUCAUCUCGGGCGAGUCGGGCGCCGGCAAGACGGAAAGUACAAAGCUGAUCCUGCAGUAUCUGGCCGCGAUCAGUGGCAAACACUCCUGGAUCGAGCAGCAGAUACUGGAAGCGAACCCGAUCCUGGAAGCGUUCGGCAAUGCGAAAACGGUCCGCAACGAUAACUCGUCCCGGUUCGGCAAGUACAUCGACAUCCACUUCAACAGUGCGGGUGUGAUCGAGGGCGCCAAGAUCGAGCAGUACCUGCUGGAGAAGUCGCGCAUCGUGUCGCAGAAUGCGGACGAGCGGAACUAUCACAUCUUCUACUGUCUGCUGGCGGGACUGUCACCAGAGGAGAAGCGUCGCCUAGAUCUGGGACAGGCGUCCGACUAUCGGUACCUGACCGGAGGCGGUUGUAUCCGGUGCGACGGACGCAACGAUGCGGCCGAGUUUGCCGACAUACGGUCGGCGAUGAAGGUGCUGUGCUUUUCCGAUCACGAGAUUUGGGAAAUCUUGAAGCUGCUUGCCGCGCUGCUGCACACCGGCAACAUCAAGUACAACGCGACCGUGAUCGACAAUCUGGACGCGACGGAAAUCCCGGAGCACAUCAACGUGGAGCGGGUGGCGAACCUGCUCGAGGUGCCGCUGCAACCGUUCAUCGAUGCGCUGACGCGCAAAACGCUGUUCGCGCACGGCGAAACGGUCGUGUCGACGCUGUCCCGCGACCAGUCGAUGGACGUGCGGGACGCGUUCGUGAAGGGCAUCUACGGGCGGCUGUUUGUGCUGAUCGUGAAGAAGAUCAAUCAGGCCAUCUACAAGCCGAAGUCGUCGACGCGCAGUGCCAUCGGUGUGCUGGACAUCUUCGGGUUCGAGAACUUCGACCACAACAGCUUCGAGCAGUUUUGCAUCAACUUUGCGAACGAGAACCUGCAGCAGUUCUUCGUGCAGCACAUCUUCAAGCUGGAGCAGGAGGAGUACAACCACGAGAGCAUCAACUGGCAGCACAUUGAGUUUGUGGACAAUCAGGACGCGCUGGAUCUGAUUGCGAUCAAGCAGCUGAACAUUAUGGCGCUGAUCGACGAGGAGAGUAAGUUCCCGAAGGGGACGGAUCAGACGAUGUUGGCGAAGCUGCACAAAACGCAUGGGACGCAUCGGAACUAUCUGAAGCCCAAGUCGGACAUUAAUACGAGCUUCGGGUUGAACCAUUUUGCCGGGGUGGUGUUUUAUGACACGCGCGGGUUUUUGGAGAAGAACCGUGACACGUUUAGUGCCGAUCUGCUGCAGCUGAUUUCGAGCUCGACGAAUAAAUUCCUGCAGCUGGUGUUUGCGGAGGACAUUGGAAUGGGGGCGGAAACACGCAAGCGUACGCCGACACUUUCCACGCAGUUCAAGAAGAGUCUGGAUUCGCUGAUGAAAACGCUCAGCCAGUGUCAACCGUUCUUCAUACGGUGCAUUAAGCCGAACGAGCUGAAGAAGCCGAUGAUGUUCGAUCGGGCAUUGUGCUGCAGGCAGCUGCGCUACUCCGGCAUGAUGGAGACGAUUCGCAUUCGACGCGCCGGCUAUCCGAUACGGCACAACUUCCGCGACUUUGUCGAGCGGUACCGGUUUCUGAUCAAUGGCAUACCGCCGGCCCACCGGACGGACUGCCGGAUGGCAACGUCGAAGAUCUGUGCGACUGUGUUGGGCCGGUCCGACUAUCAGCUGGGGCACACGAAGGUAUUCCUGAAGGAUGCGCACGAUCUGUUCCUCGAGCAGGAGCGUGAUCGGGUGCUGACGCGCAAGAUCCUCAUCCUGCAGCGUUCGAUCCGGGGUUGGGUGUAUCGACGUCGGUUCCUGCGGAUGCGUCAGGCAGCGAUCACGAUCCAGAAGUACUGGAAGGGGUACGCACAGCGCCAGCGCUACAAGAAGAUGCGCAUCGGGUACAUGCGGCUGCAGGCGUUGAUCCGCUCGCGUGUACUGAGCCACCGGUUCCGCCAUCUGCGGGGGCACAUUGUGCGGCUGCAGGCACGCAUCCGCGGGUACUUGGUGCGGCGUGAGUACGGCCACAAGAUGUGGGCGGUGAUCAAGAUCCAGUCGCACGUGCGGCGCAUGAUCGCGAUGAAGCGCUACCACAAGCUGAAGCUCGAGUAUCGGCGCCACCACGAGGCGCUGCGGUUGCGCCGCAUGGAGGAGGAAGAGCUGAAGCAUCAGGGUAACAAGCGGGCGAAGGAGAUAGCGGAGCAGCACUAUCGCGAUCGGUUGAACGAGAUGGAGCGGAAGGAGAUUGAGAUCGAGCUGGAGGAGCGGCGCCGGGUUGAGGUGAAGAAGAACAUUAUCAACGAUGCGGCCCGAAAGGCGGACGAACCGGUCGACGAUAGCAAGCUGGUGGAGGCGAUGUUUGACUUUCUGCCCGAUUCGAGCAGUGAGGCGCCGACACCGCACGGUGGCCGGGAAACGUCCGUGUUUAACGAUCUGCCGGUGAAUGCGGGCAGCCAUGAUGAUAUUAUUGGCCCGAUACACACCAUCUCGGAGGACGAGGAGGAUUUGAGCGAGUUCAAGUUCCAGAAGUUUGCGGCCACCUACUUCCAGGGGAAUAUUACGCACUACUACUCGCGGAAGCCGCUGAAGCAUCCGCUGCUACCGCUGCACACGCAGGGCGAUCAGCUGGCGGCGCAGGCACUGUGGAUUACGAUUUUGCGCUUUACGGGGGAUCUGCCGGAGCCGCGGUAUCACACGAUGGAUCGCGAUAACACGUCCGUAAUGUCGAAGGUGACGGCCACGCUGGGGCGUAACUUUAUCCGCAGCAAAGAGUUCCAGGAAGCGCAGAUGAUGGGGCUGGAUCCGGAGGCGUUCCUGAAGCAGAAGCCGCGCUCGAUUCGCCACAAGCUGGUAUCGCUGACGCUGAAGCGGAAGAAUAAGCUGGGUGAGGAUGUGCGCCGUCGGCUGCAGGAUGAGGAGUAUACGGCGGAUAGUUAUCAGUCGUGGUUGGAGUCACGCCCCACGUCCAACUUGGAGAAGCUACACUUUAUCAUUGGGCAUGGUAUUCUGAGGGCGGAGUUGCGCGAUGAGAUCUACUGUCAGAUCUGCAAGCAGCUCACGAACAAUCCUUCCAAGUCAUCGCACGCUCGGGGUUGGAUCUUGCUGUCGCUGUGUGUCGGUUGCUUUGCACCGUCGGAGAAGUUUGUCAACUAUCUGCGGUCGUUCAUUCGCGAAGGUCCACCGGGCUAUGCGCCGUACUGUGAGGAGCGAUUGAAGCGUACGUUUAACAACGGUACCCGCAAUCAACCUCCCUCGUGGUUGGAGCUGCAGGCUACCAAGUCGAAAAAACCGAUCAUGCUACCGAUCACGUUUAUGGACGGUAACACCAAGACACUGCUGGCGGACUCGGCCACCACGGCACGGGAGCUGUGCAAUCAAUUGUCCGACAAGAUUACGCUGAAAGAUCAGUUUGGCUUUUCGCUCUACAUUGCACUGUUCGAUAAGGUGUCGUCGCUUGGUAGUGGCGGUGAUCACGUGAUGGAUGCCAUCUCCCAGUGUGAACAGUACGCGAAGGAGCAGGGUGCUCAGGAACGGAACGCACCGUGGCGGCUGUUCUUCCGCAAGGAAAUCUUUGCCCCGUGGCACAACCCGAUCGAGGAUCAGGUGGCGACGAACCUGAUCUACCAGCAGGUCGUGCGGGGCGUCAAGUUCGGCGAGUAUCGGUGCGACAAGGAGGAGGAUCUGGCGAUGAUUGCCGCCCAGCAGUACUACAUCGAGUACAGUACGGACAUGUCGAUGGAUCGGCUGUACACGCUGCUGCCCAACUUCAUACCGGACUACUGCUUGACCGGGAUCGAGAAGGCGAUCGACCGUUGGGCGGCACUCGUGCUGACCGCGUACAAGAAGAGCUACUAUCUGAAGGAUAAGGCGGCCGCGCUGAAGGUGAAGGAGGACGUGGUGAGCUACGCGAAGUACAAGUGGCCGCUGCUGUUUUCGCGCUUCUAUGAAGCAUACAGAAACUCUGGUCCAAAUUUGCCGAAGAAUGACGUCAUCAUUGCAGUCAACUGGACGGGGGUGUACGUGGUGGACGAUCAGGAGCAGGUGCUGCUGGAACUGUCCUUCCCCGAGAUUACGGCCGUCUCGAGUCAAAAGACGAACAAGGUGUUUACGCAGACGUUCUCGCUGUCGACGGUGCGGAACGAGGAGUUCACCUUCCAGAGCCCGAACGCGGAGGAUAUAAGGGAUCUGGUCGUGUACUUCUUGGAGGGAUUGAAGAAACGCUCAAAGUAUGUGAUAGCACUGCAAGACUACAAGGCACCUGGUGAGGGGACCAGCUUCCUGUCCUUCCUGAAGGGUGAUUUGAUUAUACUAGAGGACGAAAGCACUGGCGAGACGGUACUGAACUCUGGAUGGUGUAUAGGAUGCUGUGAGCGAACGCAAGAGCGCGGUGACUUCCCAGCAGAGAUCGUCUACGUUCUGCCCACGCUCACAAAGCCUCCACCGGACAUACUGGCCCUGUUUAGCGUUGAAGAUGCCCAUCACGGCAAGCGCCUGAACUCGGUCCACUCGAACGGCAGCACCGAAGGACGCGAUCGUCCGCACAGUUUAGCCGAAUACUCGCUCGAUCACUUCCGACCGCCGCCCAAGCGCACCAUGUCGAAAGCGCUCAGCACACUCAGCUCCAAGGGCCGCGGUGGCGAUGAACUGUGGCGCUACUCGCGCGAACCCCUCAAGCAACCGCUGCUGAAGAAGCUUCUCGCCAAGGAGGAGCUGUCCGAAGAGUCCUGCCUAGCGUUCAUUGCCAUCAUGAAGUACAUGGGAGAUCUGCCAUCGAAGCGACCGCGCAUCGGCAACGAGAUCACCGAUCACAUCUUCGACGGCCCUCUGAAGCACGAGAUACUGCGCGACGAGAUCUACUGCCAGCUGAUGAAGCAGCUGACCGACAACCGGAACCGGCUGUCGGAGGAACGUGGCUGGGAGCUGAUGUGGCUCUCGACUGGGCUGUUUGCGUGCAGCCAGCAGCUGCUGAAAGAGCUGACCCUCUUCCUGCGCACCCGCCGUCACCCGAUAUCGCAGGACUCGCUGCACCGGCUGCAGAAGACGAUCCGGAACGGGCAGCGCAAGUACCCGCCGCACCAGGUCGAGGUGGAAGCGAUCCAGCACAAGACGACGCAGAUCUUCCACAAGGUGUACUUCCCGGACGACACGGACGAAGCGUUCGAGGUGGAUUCAUCGACCCGGGCGAAAGACUUUUGCCACAACAUCUCGCAGCGGCUGAACCUGCGCUCGAGCGAGGGCUUCAGCCUGUUCGUGAAGAUCGCCGACAAGGUAAUCUCAGUGCCAGAGGGAGACUUCUUCUUCGACUUUGUGCGCCAUCUGACGGACUGGAUCAAGAAGGCGCGGCCGACGCGGGACGGCUCGAACCCGCAGUUCACGUACCAGGUGUUCUUCAUGAAGAAGCUGUGGACGAACACGGUGCCGGGGAAGGACAAGAAUGCGGACCUGAUCUUCCAUUAUCAUCAGGAGCUGCCGAAGCUGCUGCGCGGGUACCACAAGUGCUCGAAGGAGGAGGCGAUCAAGCUGGCGGCGCUGGUGUAUCGAGUACGGUUCGGGGAGAGUAAACAGGAGCUGCAAGCAAUACCACAAAUGCUUCGCGAGCUGAUACCGUCCGACCUGAUCAAGCUGCAGAACGUGAACGACUGGAAGCGAUCGAUCGUGGCGGCGUACAAUCAGGAUGCCGGUAUGUCACCGGAGGAUGCCAAAAUUACCUUCCUGAAGAUCGUGUACAGAUGGCCAACGUUUGGUUCGGCAUUCUUCGAGGUAAAGCAGACGACCGAGCCGAACUAUCCGGAGAUGUUGCUGAUCGCGAUCAACAAGCACGGCGUUAGCUUAAUACAUCCCACGUCCAAGGACAUCUUGGUAACGCAUCCGUUCACGCGCAUCUCGAACUGGUCCUCCGGCAACACCUACUUCCACAUGACGAUCGGCAAUCUGGUGCGCGGCUCGAAGCUGCUGUGCGAAACCUCUCUCGGCUACAAGAUGGACGAUCUGCUCACGUCCUACAUUUCGCUCAUGCUGACCAACAUGAACAAGCAGCGCACGAUUCGUGUCAAGUAAAAACGGGGGAAAAAAGGUGCAUCCGCUCCGCGUUUCAGUACAGUUCCGUCCAAAAUGGAAGAAAAAGGGCAGCCGGUGGUGCUGGCAUAGUACUUUUAGAGGGUUUUUUUUCGUUUUUCGUUUUAGUGUUUUGCAAUCGAAAGUGGAGCUGGCUGUUGCAAAAAAACAUAGCACAUACACGUAAAUUAGCACAAAAUAUUUAUCACGAUCGUUAAGCAGUAAGAAAAACUCUCCCGGGUAAGGAUGAUACUGACGGUGUCGAUGGUGGAGGUGGUUGUGGUGAUCGUUCGCCCUCCGUUUUGGAAACGAUCCACUACCAACGAACCAACCACGGUGGGACUCCACACGGGAGACAAACAUUGUUGAUUAAUGCGCAAAAAAAAAAGAAAAGCUAGGAAACACUAAGAAAACACGGUAGUUUGUUAGUUCUUGUUCUUUGCCUUCUCUUCGUAGUUAGAAUUAUUUUAUUCAUCUAGUUUUACGCAAACGCACGACAGCAGGAGGGGAUGAAAAAUGGGGCUGAAUUCUCUAAAUUUUAAAUCAAAACAAAUGGCAUUUGGUAGUUUUUAUACAUUCAAGCGUGUUCGUGUUUGCUUUUAGAAGGUGUGUGUGUGUAUGUGUGCGUUGGGCACGGAUGUACAGAGGGAAACGCGAACGGCGCGUUAGAGGGAAAGCUGGUUUUGCGUAGCACACAUCCUCAUUAGCUGUUAAGGAGUUUAAGUUUUUCUUCCCCUUUGCUUAGCACACACUCAAUCACACUUGCAUAGAAUGGCUUCCCUUUAGAAAGAAAUAGAAAAGAACCACGGCAAGAGGCAUUAAAACGCGCACAAUCAAACAGCCGUGUGGUGGGUGUGUGUGUGUGUGUGCGCUGAGUUUCCGUGCUUUUUUUCUCUAUCGUCUUCGUAGAACGGUUUAUUAUGAUAGAUUAAUGGUGCGCGCGCUGCUUGAUAGUAAUUAUUAUUGAGGUGUAAUUGAGUUGUAAUUGAGCAUUAUUUUCUUUUAUACCGCUGCCGAUAUGAUGUAGCACGGUGGGUGUGUAUGAGGAAGCGAGGCAGAAGCGACGGCAACGGGCAGACAGUACGGCGGUGGUUUAGUAAGUGUCCUUAUGUAUGAUUAUUAUACGAGCAUGGUGCGCCGGUGUUGUUAGAACGUUUGAAUGGCAGUUAUUAGUUACUUAUUUCUGAGAUCGAACUCUAUGCAAUAAAUACAGACACAAGUGACAAA